GUCAAUAUCACAUACGACAUAUGUCAAUUUCAAAUUUAUAUCUCAAAAAAGGCCGUUAACCGUAUUGCAAGAAAAAACUACUCAGUUUUGAAAAAAGUGUUAAGAUCUCAAGCAGUUCUAAUUUCCUGUUGCCUAUUAAUGGAAUAGAGUUAUUGAUUUAAGAAACCACAAUGGACGAAUUCGACAACAUUAAGGCGCCUAUGUUUUACAACUUUACAGUUACAGACGACAGCGAUUCUUGUUUUGAUGAACUAAAUGACACCUCAGAUCCACUUGAUGCAACAGAUGAGCAGGAUCAAUGUGAGAGUUACUACUAUACACCAGGUAAAGAGAUGAGGAGAUCUAUGAGUCAGGGAGACGUUCAGUUUCUUGAAGGUGCUUUACAAGGAUUACUGAUAUAUAGAAAUAAACCAGAAAACGGAAACGAUAUAAAGGAACCUGAAUCGGAAAACGGUAGAAAAGAAGCAGAAUCUGAAAACGAUAGGAAAGGACCAGAAUAUGAAAAUGUUAGAAAUGAACCAGAAUAUGAAAACGAUAGAAAUGAACCAGAAUAUGAAAACGAUAGAAACGAACCAGAAUAUGAAAAAGAGAGAAAUGGAGAACAGACGAAUAAGACAGGUGUUAAGGAUUGCUUGAAAAAUCAACCCAAAAAGAAUAUGAAUUCAGCACGUGUUGGCCGCAGUCAGCUGAAACAGAAGGCUGUAAGGCAUACAACAGCUUCCUUAGAUAGACUGCAGGCCUUAUCGAAGCCGAAGUACACGCCCAACCAUCCCGGAAGAGACUACGUUCCGGUAGCGGAAAUGAUCAGUAAAAUCGGCGGUCGCUUCAGAGACUGUCCGGAUUUCAUUAAGAUGAAGGGAGGAAAACUCAAAAAAACCGACCCGCACACCCCGAAAUUGUUGACCACCGGAAGGAACAGACCUGCGCAUAUCGAAAGUGCGGCCCAGAAAGAAGACAAAGAAGUCGCGGAGAUGCAAAAAUUUAAAUUUAAGGCAAAGCCUGUAAAUGAAAAGAUAAUCCACGGGCCAGUCAAAGCCCUCCCAUUAGAAAAGAAACCUACUACGGUGCCAGAACCAUUCCAUCUCACAGAGGUCAAACAUAAGCCGAUCGAGGAGCCUAAAAUGCCAGAGUUUCAUGCGAAACCGGUGCCGAAAUCCGUUCUCGAGGGGCCCAAGAAAAUAGAGGUGCAUCCAAAACUCACUAUUCCCAAUACGCCGCAGUUUAUGAGGAAAUAUCUGCGAGAACACCCGACUAGGAAACCGUCAACAUGUUCCCAAGAAAACGCUCCUAAAGGGAGGCCGACCACUCCGUACCACAAAAGGCGAACCGAACCGGUUCCUUUCAGUUUCGAGGUUCGCGACAAGAUGCUGAAACGGAAGAAAGAUAAGAUGAUAGAAGAGGCGAACGAGGAAUUCAAAAAAGGGAGGGAGUUUCGUGCUCGUCCGAUGCCGAAGGUCAUCGUGGACGAUAAUAGAAAAGGCUUGAUCAGGUCGUCUAAAUCAUUGAAAAGCAGCAGCGAGAGUUUGGAAACUGGCAACGCGCCGUCGACCUUUCGCGCUCGUCCGGCGACGGUGCUCAAACAGGCGCCGUUCGUUCCGAAAAAAGCGUCGUUCGAAGAAAAAGUCACCCGUCCCUUUGACUUCCAGCUGUGCACCGACAAAAGGGCGGCGGAAAGGGAAGAGUUCGAAAGGAAACAAAAGGAGAAGGAAGAGGUUAGAGAGAGGAUGAAGAGAGAAGGUGAGGAAAGACGCAGGAAGGUUCCCUUCCUGGCGAAAUGCGGCAAACACCAUUUUACGAGAUUUUGUGUUUUUUAAUACUAAUUGCAGUAAAAUUAAAGGUCGAUAUUACCGGAAGAAGACGAGCUGGCGGAGCGUCAACGUCGCGAGGCAGUCUUCAAGGCCCAGCCGGUGCGGAAAUACAAGCCGCUGGACGUGAGACCGAGCCCCAUUCCUUUAACGCAGCCCCAAUCGCCGAAUUUUGCCUACAAAAAAAAUCACACGCGCAAAUCGCUGGACUGUGACGAUGAGCCAGGAAAACACCCCGUCAAUGUAACACGUAGAAGACUACACGAUAAGGAGAACGUUAUAGAAUGAACAUGUUACUGCUGUGAUUUUAUCGAGAACGAUUGGGUAUAAAUGACCCUUUUUUUUUAUAAAGAUGUUUUUUUGUGUUAAGUACUUUUCUACAAUAAAUGAUUUUCUAAAAUGGUAUUUGAAAAAAGCUGAAAAGACUACAUAAAAGACGUAUAUAAAAAAGAUAGUUUAUUCUUUAUCCAUACUCUGUUUAUUUAUUCUCAAUUCUCCUCGAUAAAAUCAUCGCAGAACUAAUUAUUAUUAAUAGUUAUUAUUUGUGAUAAUAAUUAUUCUUUAUGCUACUGAUGACUGGAUCGAAAAGAAUUGGGGAUAAAUAACCAUAGGAUGAAUAAAGUAUAAACUAUUUAUUUUUUAUAUGCAGACGUCUGUCUGCGUACCCUUUUUGGACCUCUCUUAAUACCAUAUAAUAAAUCUUACUACCCAAUUUUGUUUACGAUUAAUAAAUCAUUUACAAAACAUACA
Acanthoscelides obtectus is the source of this 2555-nucleotide messenger RNA. Lineage: Eukaryota; Metazoa; Arthropoda; Insecta; Coleoptera; Chrysomelidae. The record is from the annotation of a GenBank genome assembly.